AUGGCCGUUGGCGCACCGUCACAUGUCUCCAGAGAAAUCUCCCUUUUUGAGCGCCUCCAGCAGCGUCGUGUGCAGCUGCACACCUCGGCGAAUAUAAAGAAUAAGGUGCGCCAAGCUUUUUUGUCGGUGGUCACCGCCUACGAGCAACUCUUCGUGGCUGCGUCGAAGGCGCUCGAGCCUUCGUCACAGUUCCUAGCCCUCUCGGCGUCGACGGCACUGCCCCCUUCCCAGCCUUCGUCUGAGGCAUCCGGCAGCGCCGAUGUUGGUGCCACGGCGGCCUUCUACCUGGACAAGAUGCAGCACACCUUUGAGGAGGCAAAGCGGUACUACAACAGCACUCCCUUUGACCAGCGCUGGGAUGACAUCCUCAGCUCCCUCGCCGUUCUUGGUCGCAUAUCGCAUGGUAAUGUCGUCGUCCCGUUUCACGACAGCGCCAAGGCAUUCGAGAGCAUGUGGGCCGCUGUCAAGGAAGCCAAAGAGCGGGUGUACUGGCAGACCUACAUUUGCAAGGACGACUUCAUUGGUCAAGGAACGGUACGUCGGCUCGUGCAGGCUCGCCAGCGCGGCUGCGACACGGAGCUCCUGUACGACUGCGGUGGCAACAUCUCGGGGCGGACGCGGCUGACAGAGGAGCUGAAGCAGUGCGGCGCCAAGGUGAUUCCGUACCGUCCCUUCUUCCGCAGCGUCGCCACGUACUUCAUCAAAGGCCUAGACUGGAAGCGUAGUCCUGGUAUCCGCAAUCAUCGCAAAAUUUUGCUGGUCGACGCGACUCAGGGUUUCUGCGGCGGACUGAACGUCGGCAAUGAGUACUGCGGCAAGGCAGCGGGCGGCACCGGUAAGUUCCGCGACACGCACUGCGGCGUCAUCGGCCCAGCCGCAGCACACCUUGCGGAAGUAUACAGAGAUACGAAGGAGCCGCACCCUUGGAAGUACGGCUGGCGGCGCUGGAGGCAGAUCGCCUCCCAGCAAAUCACGCGCCGUGUGAAGCAAGGGCGGAUGCGCAUGGAGCGUAACGAGCUGUAUCGUGCCUUUCAGGAGGAGCGUCGGCGAAGCGGUCGCCGCUUGCAGGACGUGCCGUCGGCCUCGAUGAAGGUCAUGCGCGGGCGAUGGAAUAAGCAGAAGAAUCAGCUGCUGACGCUGAUGCAGUGGAGCCGCUCGGGGCUUUCGAGGGAAACCCUUCUUGACCGAGAGGCGGUGCGUCACACACAAGGGCAAGCAAACAUGCGCGCAGGCGAAACGGAGGUAAAUUUGAGAGAAGGGGCAGCGGUCAGCUGCGCUGCUUCGGCUGAAUUUGGCGUCAAAGUCACCAGCCACGUACCCAGGUCCUUCGUCGUCAAGGACGCCAGCGACGAGACAACCACAUCCGCCUCUCCGCCACCGUCCGAGUUAUCAACGACGGCUGUUGGCACGCGUGCAGAGGCCCCGUUGGCGUCGCCCGCUGCCGUACGAAGCAGCGGCGGCAAGCUGAACAGUGCGCGCAAUUCCGCGAUGCGUCGAAAACUGUUGGCCGCGCGACGCGAGGCACUCUCUAGGGCGACAGACCUGCCGCACAAACGCGCCUACACUGAUCUGCUGCGGCGGAUUCCGAUUCUCGACACGGAGCCGGUCCCCGAGGCCCAGAUGUAUCUCCGACACCGUGAGCCCAUGACACAAGUGCUCUCGUGCAAUCCCCGCUACCGCGACUACUCCAUUCAGUACGCCUUUUGGCAGGUGACGCGCAAGUGUCACCGCCGCAUCUGGAUCACGACUCCCUACUAUCUCCCAACACGGAAGUUGUUCAGCGCCCUUGUUCAGGCCGCGCGUCGUGGCGUGGAUGUGCGCCUGCUCGCCGGCAGCAACCAGACAACGGACCCGUGGUUCAUGUGGCACGCGUCAAACUACAUCACCGAGCGACUCCUCAGGGCUGGGGUGAAAAUUUACGAGUUCCAAGGCCAGCAAAUUAUGCAUUCCAAGACGGUGGUUGUGGAUAGCGUGUGGAGCUCGAUCGGAAGCUACAACUGGGACCUCAUGAGCAACCGAAAUCUAGAGGUGUGUCUGUGCCACCUCGAUCUUGAAGUAGCCCACUCGAUGGAGACGCAGUUCUUGCAGGACCUCGCGCAGAGCGUGGAGGUGCGCCUGGAAGAUCACAAGCAGCGGUCACUGUGGCUUCGCUUCAAGUCGUGGCUUUUUUACAACUUUGUGUUUCUGCUCGAUCGUAUCACAUUCCGCUCCUUCGCCAACGAGGAUAUCGUGGACGCACCUGGGGCGCCAUGCGACUGA
Leishmania mexicana MHOM/GT/2001/U1103 is the source of this 2259-nucleotide messenger RNA. RefSeq names its product putative cardiolipin synthetase. Gene Ontology annotation, molecular function: catalytic activity. The transcript has a single exon. Bases 1 to 2259 code for a protein of 752 amino acids. NCBI's taxonomy places the organism in Eukaryota, Euglenozoa, Kinetoplastea, Trypanosomatida, Trypanosomatidae. The record is from RefSeq and is a predicted model, not a curated record.